Messenger RNA from Haliotis rubra (blacklip abalone), 1406 nucleotides. RefSeq lists its product as uncharacterized. The transcript is spliced from 2 exons. NCBI's taxonomy places the organism in Eukaryota, Metazoa, Mollusca, Gastropoda, Lepetellida, Haliotidae. Gene Ontology annotation, cellular component: external side of plasma membrane; membrane raft. The record is from RefSeq and is a predicted model, not a curated record. Gene Ontology annotation, molecular function: MHC class II protein binding; protein tyrosine kinase binding. Bases 55 to 1221 code for a protein of 388 amino acids. Gene Ontology annotation, biological process: positive regulation of ERK1 and ERK2 cascade; interleukin-15-mediated signaling pathway; T cell activation.
UGAUCGCGGGAACUACAACCGCAGCUGAAACAGAUUUUCAAAAGUGUUUUCAGCAUGAAGCUGACAAAACUAGUCUUGGCGACAUUGACCGUGCUGAGCCGUGUACUCGUGGCAUCAUUCCUCAUUCUUCAAGGAAUCCGAGGUGAUGCCCAUACUGGCGACAAAGACGGCCUUUCCGGUGAUAAAACGUUACAAAGGGAAAAACGGUUCUGGCUGUAUGAUAAAUUUAAAAACAAAAAGAUGUUUCAAAAGUUCAGAGAUGACGGCCUGUCCUCAGAAACCGAGAAGCUGUGGGUGAAAUUCAUCAAGAAAAUGCAUUACGACUUCGUGAAGACCGAAGGUGACAGCGUGGAGUUUCCCUGUAAAAACGAAGUCUCGCAGAAUAUAGCUUCCGAGUACCCCAAAUCUGUAUACCAUUGGUCCGUUAACGAGUACCCUGUUGUCAUGGAUGCAUCCCGGAUGUUUUUGUUCAAGGGGACCUUUUCCAUCAGGGAUGUAAACUUCAAGGACACCGGUGUGUAUGUGUGUUUGAUGGAAUACAGCAAGAAGAAUUUUAAGACGGUUGGGAUCUAUUCUUUGACAGUGAAGACAGAAGGCCCCACAAAAAGUGUCCGUGAGACAGAGGCACUGGAGCUCACCUGCAACAGUAAUGCGUUGUCUCAGAUGUACCCCGAGACAAGCUUAAAGUGGUUUCUGAAUAAUACAGAAUAUGUACCAGUUGUAAAGACGAACACAAGUGAGAAAGUCAUUGUUAAAAAUGUACGGAGUAAUUCCACAGGAAAUUGGACAUGUGCAGUGACAGAUCCGGUGACAAAAAGAACGUGGCAUACAGCGUGGUACAACGUUGCCGUAACGCCACCUCCGCCCUUGUAUAAACGGUUGUACAACUUGAUGCUGGAGUACAAGUUGUACACAGGUCUGAUCGUCCUUGGUGUUGUGCUGUUUGCAGGUUUAGUGUUAGGCGUAUGUAUAUACACCGCACAUAAAGCCAAGGGAAGAAAUAAUGAGAGCUUUGGGAGGAUGAAGGAUAAAAUCUUGUCCAUGAAGACGAACGAUAUGUUUGGACUGAACACUGUGAAAUUUAAUUUGUUGUCUGAAACUUCAGAUGAAGAAUCUGAAUCUUCAAGUGUCGAAACCCCUUCGUCAUUCUGUUCUGAGUCUUCUGUAUCUAACGGUUCAAAUUCCAGACUAAUUUCACAACCGAGGACUUUCUUGAAGUAAGCGCCCUAUUCCUAAAGUGAGUGACAUUUUACGUCGCAUCGGCAUUUUUUCAGCCAUAUAGUGACGAGACCAAAUUUACAUGACUGAAAUAUAAACUACCGGGUAGAAGAAUGUUAUCGCCGACUUCACUUGACCAAUAACAAAUAGAAACAAAGACGUUUGUGAGAUUUAAGGUAAUUAUUUUC